This is a messenger RNA of Ctenocephalides felis (cat flea), 3336 nucleotides long. RefSeq lists its product as uncharacterized. Gene Ontology annotation, cellular component: apical cortex. Gene Ontology annotation, molecular function: cytoskeletal adaptor activity. The record is from RefSeq and is a predicted model, not a curated record. The coding region runs from base 1 to 3255 and encodes 1084 amino acids. NCBI's taxonomy places the organism in Eukaryota, Metazoa, Arthropoda, Insecta, Siphonaptera, Pulicidae. The transcript is spliced from 7 exons. Gene Ontology annotation, biological process: regulation of asymmetric cell division; apical protein localization; establishment of mitotic spindle orientation.
AUGUCAAGUUUUGAAGUAUAUAGACAUGUACCUAAAAAUAUAUCCAGAAAAAUUGAGUACAUAGAUUACUCUCAAAUGUGUUGCGGUCCAAUAAAUGAAGAAGGUUAUACAGCUGAUCAAUCGACAGUAUCUUUGUCCCCUGAAAUGUUCCAUGAAAAACUUGAUGAACUAAAUUUCAGCAAUGUUUCAACAUUGUCUGAAGAUCUACCAGAUGGACACAAAACUUCGUUGAAUUUAACAGGCUCACCUUUAUACCAGAGCAGAUUAUUUGAAGAAACCGAUAGAAAUAGUAUGAUUCAAGAUAAUGAGUUGAACAUGGCUAAAAUAGUGUCACCUAAAAAGCGUACUGACACGUUCAGUCAAGGUGCUAUGGAUGAUUCGUACUUUUAUAAAAAAAGGCAAGGGUUAGCGAAUAAAAGUUUGCCUAAUCCAAGGAGCGAUAAAAACGGUGCAAGGUACAAGUUGAAUUUAACACUGUCCGCAGAAAAAUUAGGAAACACUCCACAAAUUAUUGCUGAAAGUGAUGCAAAUAAUGUAACAACCGUUAGUGUUAAUUCCUACAACAGCAUCGAUGAUUAUGAUAUUCUUUACUCCAAAAAACCUGAACCUAACAAUAACACUGUAGAAAUCACAACCACGCCUGAAAACAUGUGCCAUGUUACCUGUGCAAAUAAAAAAUCACAAGAAACUGAAAUCGCUGAUGCAGCAUUUUCAACACCAGCAAAUGCUAAAAAAUGUUAUAACAAUGAAACUUACGAAUUGCAACUGCCGAGCAGUUCAAAACCGUAUGCUGGAACAUACGAUCAAAAUGUUGGUGGAAAAUUAAGCGAUGAAAUCACCUUACCAUCCAGUGAUAGUGAUUUGGCUCCAAGUUGUACUUCAACACCAAAAUGGUAUAAACCAUCUGAAGUGAAGCAAUUGACCCCAGUUAGUCACAGAAAAAUUGCAGUGCAUAGGCGAGUAAAUUUACUUGCUGGAUUCAAUGCUGCACCAGAAGACAGUGAUAAGGAAAACAGUCCUAAAAAUGAGGAUGAGAAUAAAGUCGGUAUUAAAAUUGUGGAUGGCAAGGUGUGGGUGAAAUCCAAAAGCACUAAUUGUGAAAAAGAUAUGGUACCCAGUAGUACAGGUUCUAGGUCAAACACACCGGACAGAUCAGGUCCUAAAGAUAUCUUCGAAGAAGAAAGACCAGGAGACGUCACGCCAAAAUUUAACAAAGAAGCUGAUAAAAAUAUUUUUGAAGAAACACGAACUCCAAAAAUCAAAAAAGAUAAAAAUCUCCUCACCAAAAUUUUUGGAAAAAAGACAACACCAGCAAACGCUAUACAAAACAAUACAAACGCACUAAAAGUGUGUGAAGACCUCAAUUUACCAAAAAGUAACAAUUCUAAAAUACAACAAGAAGUAAUACCUCAACCUCGGAAAUCUUUACAAAGACCAGAAAGCGUUAAAAGCUGGUUGAGGGAAUUAGCUGACACUUGCGAACCAGAAGCAAUGACGGCUCUGCAAAAUAAGGCUAUUCGUGGAAGUGCCAAUUUUAAGUCAAAUUUGAAAGCUGAAUCUGUCAAUAAAGAUGUUGAAAGUGUACUUAGUAAUGUGAAUGCUGUGAGGAGAAUAGCUGAGCAUGCUGCAGGAGUUUUGGAGGAACUGGAAAACGUACAAAGGUGCAUCAUUGGAAACAAGCCAGAACUCAGUGGUCCAUUAUUGCAAAGUGCUUUGGGAGGUGUGACAUCAUUUGUAAAAUCGAAUGUGGCAACACCAUCAAGUAAUGCACUAUUAAAACAAUGUGAUGCAGUCAAAGUCAGUGGAAAACCAACAGAUUUGGAGGAUCUGGCUAGAAUAGCAACUGGUGUUCGGGCACAUGUUGAAGAACAAUGUUUGAAAUAUUUGGAGAUACUAUCAGACACCUUAGAAGAACCUCCUUCAUCACAGUGCUUGUCGGCCGCUUUAUCAGGCCUCGGAGCUUUAUGUUCGGCUUAUGGGGGCGCCAUCGGGUACUCCGCUGUUAAAGCUGGUUUGAUCAGAGCUCUUUUAAUUGUUUGUGUCAACUCACAUACAUACACACUAAGACAGAAUACAAAUGGUGAGGAAAAUCAACUCACGGCACCUUCUAGUAGUCUUGGAAAAGCUUUGAGAGUUUUGGCGACUUUGUGUCAAACUGAACAAAGUAUCAGGCAGUUUUGUCAGGCCGGUGGUGUGUCAGUUCUUCAGGAUAUUUUAGAGGACAAAAGAUGUGCAGAACCAGAAAGAAGAGAAGCUUGUGCUGUGUUGACCCAGAUUACAGGACCUUGGGUCACUAAUGAGACUGAAAUCAAUAAAGACAAGAACAAUAAGCACCAGAAUUGGGAUUGGAGACAAGAGUUAAAUAAACAUAAGACGCAGCUUGUACGUGCUUUAACAGAUCUACUCUCUGAGACCAAGUGCUGCCAAACUCUUCUGCUGUGUGCUGCAGCAUUGGCAAAUGCAAGUCUUCCUCGUAUGUCAACUUUUAAUGACAAUACCCAAGUGAUGUCACCUAACAGCGUGGCUGUAACAGAAAGUUUAGCCUGGUGUGAAGCAGCUACAGAAUUGCUUAAAGCCGUUAAGCGACGAGGACCAGGGUGCUCGGUAUUCUUACAGGAGCAGACAAGCUCUUUGCUCUGCAACUUGAGUGCAGUCCAAGAAUGCAGACGCAGACUCUGCCCAUCUUCCAAAAACCCAGCAAAUUCAAGUGAACCCAUAAUGGCUAUAUUUUCAUUCCUUAACACAUGCAGAAGAUUUAUAGCACCUGAAGAAUCCGCAUCCUUCAGACGUGGUGUUAUGAGAGCAUCGGAGAGAAUGGACUAUUCCAGUUCCUUGCUACAAAACAGUGUCCGUGCCAAGUCAGACCAAUCAAGAUCAAGCACAAAAUCCGAACGUCUACCAAGAACACCUGACAAUUUUUUCACCAAUUCCAGUUCCAAAACAAAUUUGGAAUUAUCAUCAUUCAAAAGUCCGGAAUCCCCCAAAUUCACACCAGCUGAAAAGGCAUCAGCAGAACGCAUGUUGAUAUCAACAACCUUGUGUUUAACCAGAUUUUGCAGAGAUCGAGAAGUUGCCAGGUUUUGCUUUAAAUUGGGAAGUCAAAGGUAUCUUUUGUUGGCUGCAGAUUUGUUGAAAAUGCAGCAGCAGAAGAAUGUGAAAGAAGUUUUGGCUGUUUGUGAAGAAACCGCCAGGAUUAUUUCGGCUUAUGGUAAUAAUGAUACUUCUUUGGUCACGGUAAAUGAAAGUUAUGUUUGAAAAGAUAAGAGACAUAAAUAGAAGUUAUUGCAUCAAGUAUACGCCUAGUUAUUACUGUUUUUCGGCGAAAUACUCCGUUCA